Molecule: messenger RNA, 1644 nt
Organism: Aspergillus puulaauensis
Lineage: Eukaryota; Fungi; Ascomycota; Eurotiomycetes; Eurotiales; Aspergillaceae
Exons: 4
Coding region: 1-1644 (547 amino acids)
Biological process (GO): carbohydrate transport; transmembrane transport
Cellular component (GO): membrane
Molecular function (GO): carbohydrate:proton symporter activity
Source: RefSeq, a predicted model, not a curated record
AUGGCCGGGGGCUCUGCUAUCAAUGUGUUCAAGUUCAACACGGGUGGACUGCCCAAGGAGACCCUCAACUUCAAGCUCUGGUUCGCCGUCUUUGCCUUUGGGCUCCUCGGCGCCGCCCGUGGUGUCGACGAGGGUCUUAUUACCGGCGUUUUCAACUCCCAGGCUUUCAAGCUGUCUCUCGGCAUCGAUGAUCUCGACGAGGCUGCGCUGGCCAGCGUGAAGGGUACUGUCUCAUCCAUGGUCCAGCUCGGCAGCAUCGCCGGUGCUCUGCUUGCCUUUGUCGUCUGCGAUCGCAUCGGCCGUGUCUGGGCCACUCGCCAGCUGUGCUGUCUGUGGAUCCUGGGCAUUGGCAUCUUUAUUGGGAACAACGGUAACAUGGACGCUGUCUACGCCGGUCGGUUCGUUGCUGGUCUCGGUAUAGGGCAGACCUGUGUCGUCGGGCCCAUCUAUCUCUCUGAAAUUUCCCCUGCCCCGAUCCGCGGUCUCUGCACUUGUAUGUUUACUGGCGCGGUAUACCUUGGUAUUAUGCUGGCGUACUUUGCCAACUGGGGUGCUGAGCUUCACAUGGCAGACACUUUCAACCGCUGGGCUGUGCCCACGUCGCUCCACCUCAUGUUUGCCGGGAUCACCCUGCUCCUCACCUUCCUGCAGCUAGAGUCCCCUCGUUACUACAUCAAACGAGGCAAGCGUGAGAAGGCACUGGAAACCCUCUGCAAGUUCCGUGGCCUGCCCGCCGACCACCCGUACGUCCUGAACGAGAUCUCUGAAAUGGAUGUUGCCUUCCAGGAGGAGAUGGAGGCCACUGCUGGCAUGGGCUGGAAGGGCUUGUUCAAGGAGCUGUUUGCCAUCAAGCAGAACUCCUACCGUCUGUUUCUCACGAAUCUGGCCCAGAACAUGGCUUGCUGGUCUGGUGGCUCCGCGAUUACUGUGUACGCCCCCGAUUUGUUCACGCUCGUCGGCAUCACUGGCCAGGAACAGUCUCUGUUCUCUACUGUCGUCUUUGGGGUUGUGAAACUGGUCGCCGCUAUCAUCUGCGCACUCUUCCUGAUCGACAUGGCGGGCCGUAAGCGUGCUCUUAUAAUUGGCAUUGCAUUGCAGACCGUUGCCAUGUUCUAUAUUGCCAUCUUCCUCAACCUCAUCCCCAUCGCCAACAACCCCGACUUUCAACCCAGCGAAUCGCAGAGCCGUGCCUCGACCGGUGCCAUUGUCUUCAUCUACCUCUCCGGCGUUGGAUGGGCGCUUGGAUGGAACAGCGGUCAAUACCUGCUGUCCUCUGAGCUGUUUCCUCUCCGCAUCCGUGGUAUCUGCUCGUCCAUCACAAUGGCCAUGCACUUUGUCUGCCAGUAUGCCGUCAACCGCGCCCUGCCUGAGAUGCUGCUUGUCGAUGGUGGUCUCGGCCCUCAUGGGACCUUUUACUUCUUCGGCGUCGUUUCCAUUAUUGGUGCCAUUUGGGUUUGGUUGUUUGUGCCCGAAGCCGCCGGUCGCAGCCUCGAGACUAUCGACAAGAUGUUCAGUCUUCCCUGGUACAAGAUCGGUCUCUACGGACGCAAGUUUGCGGAAGAGUACGAUCGCGAGCAGGAGGAGAUUUAUCGCAACGAGAAGACCAGUGCCGCGGCUGUUGUUUCCCACAGAGAAACGGCCUAG